AGUCACUAGGCUAUUGCAACUGCUCUCCAUGUGGAUGCCCGGCUGAAGAUGUAGUGAGGAGCAGAGGGAGGAAGGGGAACCACUCUGUAGCACUGUGGAAGUGAUGAAGAAUUAUGAAGAAGAGGAUGACACACAAGCACACGUGAACUUGACCUAACUUCCGGAUGGUUUUGCUUUUGUCAUUUUUUUUUUUUGAGGAUUUCCAGCAAAUGCUGCUUGUUGAUGAUUUGAGCUUAAGGUAUUUGCAAGCCAAGUGUCUUCUGAAUAUGCAGAACCCCCCAGUUUGCUUUUAGGAAGCACAGUAAUUGCCACAUGAAUAAUACGAAGCUGGAAAACCCCUCUGACAUGGAAUGAGCCCUGGGGAAGAGAGAGCCUGUGUGCAGACUGCCUUCAGCCUUGCCUUUUCUCCCAGCCACUCAUGGUGAGCUCUCACGUGCCAGAGGAGUGGAGGGGAGAGCCGCUGCACUGAGCGUGGGCAGUGCGAGUGAGGCCAAGGGGCGUUUGACUGGUGGGCUACGGCAGUGGGCGUCCUUGCUAUCCCGCAGCGGAGACAACCAGCUCCUGCCAGGUAGAUGCCCGCAGGGGAGAGGACAACUCCAGCUGAACUGAUGCAUCUCGGCACCUGAUACCAGGCUCAGCUUCUGACAUGAAGAAAGAUAUAGAGUCUUUAAUAGCCCAGGAAAAAGCUGAGAUCGUUGCCAAGUAUGAGAAGGGCAGGAAGGAAGGAGCUCAGAUUGACCCAUGGGAAGAUGCUGAUUUCACACUGUAUAAAGUUACAGACCGGUUUGGAUUCCUGCACGAGCAGGAGCUGCCAACCCGCACAGCCUUGGAGGAGAAGCAAAAACAGCAGGAGAUCGAACGUGUGGACAAGUGGCUAAAGAUGCUGAAGAAAUGGGGCAAAUACAGAAACAGUGACAAGAUGUGCCGGCGAGUGUACAAAGGGAUCCCACUUCAGGUGCGAGGCCAGGUCUGGUCACUUCUGCUGGAUGUUGAGAAGAUGAAGAAAGAGAACGAAGGAAAAUAUGAGCAAAUGAAAGAACAAGCAAAGAGCUUUUCAUCGGAAAUCAAACAGAUAGAUUUGGACGUUAAUCGCACCUUCAGAAACCACAUUAUGUUUCGGGAUCGCUAUGGAGUAAAGCAACAGGCACUCUUCCAUGUCCUGUCAGCAUACUCGGUUUAUAACACCGAAGUGAGCUACUGCCAAGGGAUGAGCCAGAUCGCAGCCAUCCUCCUGAUGUACUUAAAUGAAGAGGAUGCAUUUUGGGCACUGGCACAGCUACUGACCAACCAGCGGCAUGCAAUGCAUGGUUUUUUCAUUCCUGGGUUCCCGAAGCUGCAGAGAUUUCAAGCUCACCACGAGCAGAUUCUAAGUAAACUGUUUCCCAAACUGAAGAAGCACAUGGAUAAGGAGCAGAUGACUACGGGGAUUUACACGACCAAGUGGUUCCUGCAGUGUUUCAUUGACCGGACCCCCUUCACCCUCACCUUGCGGUUGUGGGAUAUAUACAUCCUGGAAGGAGAGCGGGUGCUGACGGCCAUGGCUUACACCAUCCUCAAACUGCACAAAAAGCGCUUGCUGAAGAUGACGCUGGAAGAUUUACGGGAAUUCCUGCAGGAGAAAAUUGCUGCUUCCCUGCAGUACGAGGACGAUGCCGUCAUCGAGCAACUGCAGGUCUCGAUGACUGAACUGCGGAAGAUGAAAUUUGACCUUCCCCCACCAGCAAAGCCUGAGGAGUUCCCACGGAAACCCCUCGGCCUGGAACUCUCCCUCAACCCAGUAGCUGUGAAGGGCAACGUGGCAGCCAAUGGCCAGAAUGGCCGGGUGGGUGAGCACCCCCAGGACAGGGAGCCCCAUCCCUACAAUGGCCCCAGGGCACCCGGAGGAACAACGGCAGUGGAGGUGAGGACUCUUACCCUCCAAGGCAGUGAAGCAGCUGAAGCGACGGACAUUUACCUGCAUCCUCCUAGUGAGGGGCUGCCAGGAGAGGAGGGUCGGGUGGAGCCCACCAGGGAAGGGCAGCAGCCGCCUCUUCUGAAGGCAAGUGAGAUACAGGCCCAUCACCACCUCCUGCCCACAGCCCUCCCUCUGGACCAGCCUCUUGUUCCUGGUCAUGCCAUCGGGGACCACAAGUCAGUCUCCCUCCCCACCCCAGCUGGGCAUAGCUCCUUGGACUCCUCUCUCCAAAAUACGCCAAGUCCUCCUGACUCAAGUACCGCUGAGCUUUCUGCUACGGACCAUGUGGUAUGGCAGCCAAAUCCUGCUGCCGUGCCAGCAGGAGAACAAGCAUCUUCCCUCUGCAAAGAGGAAGGGCUCGAUGCACCCCCUCAUCCUUCACCGGGCAGCUGGCAGCAGCUCUCUGGCACGUCGCAGCACAAUGGCUCACCUGAGAGCAAGAAUGGGGAGGAGAUGGCCAAGAAGCGCUGCAGAGUGGCGCUGCUGGACAAAAUGGACUUGAAGCACUUGGCAUCCAAGGCUGCCUCCACAGGGGAGCUUGCCAGCCUGCAGCAGAACGGGCCAGGGAGCGCCACUGGCACCGCGCACUGGCUGGAGCACUUGGGCGCACUGCCUGCGCACGGGCUGGCAGGCGGCAGCGUGCCCCUCUUACCCAGCAGCAAGUCGGAGGCAGUGGGGCUGGGCGAGGGCUGCCCCUUGCAGCGGGCACUGUCCCCCACAGUGGAGGGGAACAGCCCCUACACCAUUAUCAAAACCACCACUCCCCUCCACCUGGCCCAUGCGACAGAGCAGGACUUCUUGAACAGAAAGCAGAUGGCAUUGCCUCUGCCAGAGACUGGAUGUCCCCUGCCUGCCACCUCCAUGCCACCACCUGUUAUGCUGGACCUGGAGGAGGUAGAUGCCCCAAAAGGCCUCCAGAAACCUUUAAAUGCACUGAAAGCCCCACGACCCCCGCUGAGCCCCAAACCAAAAUUACCGCUGCAGGUUGCCAAAUCCCACUCAGAGAAUAGUUUCCUUUCAGGCUCUCCUCCCUUGGCAAAGCUGCCCAAAUCAGUGACAUUUUAGUGGGGAUGGCAGGGAGGUGAGUGAGAAGAAGUGGGUGCUGGUACAGCACCCUCACCCUGUUUUUGGGACACCCUGCCUUCAGCAGGGCUGUGUCGGGGUGACAGCACAGCAGCUGUGGCCUGUUGAGCUAUACUUCGGUACGAGCACCCAGCAAGAAGAUGGAGCGGUGGCUGCUGGCGCCAAGAGGCACCAGAAAAUUGGGUUCGCAUCUUUCCUAUGGACAAAUUGGAAAGCGCUUUCACUUUUUAUUCCUCAAAGCUCCUUGAGCCUCACUGCGUGUUGGGGCAGAGGCAGGGCUGGUGAAUGUGUUGCGUGUUUUCUUUUGCUCCUGCCUGCUGUGGGUACCCAUGGCCAUGGAAGCAUGGUGCAAGGCGUAGGAGUCCAAAAUGCUUUCUUUAAAAUGCCCCAUCAGUGCAGCCAAAAGUGUUCCUUUAAAAGGACUUUGUAGCAAUAGAUCUUUAUUUGUUUUCCCAGACCCAUGGUUGUAGGCAGCAGCAUUUUCACGUGGGGCCAUGGCGUCCUGGCAGGGUGCAGGCAGCCCGCUGCCUACUCUAUGCAAUUCUACAGAGCAGUGCCUGGCUGUACCUGGCUCCUGCUGUGGUGGUGGAUGGUGUCCUGGAGGGGAGGUUUAACAGCUGGUGAGUCCCUGGGCAGUCUCCUUGGUGUCACCCUGGUGAAGGACCACCAGAAGGAUGGUUCUUUCCCAAGUUCUCCAGGUGACAAGAACAGUGAUGAAGGUUAAGCCUAGUCUCUUGGGCUGAGUGGCCUUUCCCUUGCAGGUCCAGGGCAGCGAGCAGGCUUGCUGCCUUUCUGUUGGCUGAACAGGAAACGGGCCUGCUGCCUUGAGGAACCUCCUGCCUUCAGUAGAUAGCUGCUGGAGAUGUGAUGUUUAAUCACGGUGCCCAAGAUAAGGCUUGCAUUUACUUUGAGCAAGUGUCAGGGUAGAAACAGCAUAGGAGUUGGGGAAGAGAAGCACAUUGCCCAGAACCUCAUCUCAGCCCUUCUGGUUUAGACCACCUGGAAAUCAAGAACUAAGGAAGGAAACAUGGGUACAGAGGUUUGAAGGAUGAUGCUGUAGAGCAUCAACAUCACCACAGCCCACUGCUGAGGAGAUAACGUGAUGAGUGCCCACUUGCCCUUUGUGCACCAAGUCCUGGUGGCCUGUCCAUCUCCUCCCCAUCCCAGGGGCGUGCUGCCACACAGCCCAAAGCGUUCGCUGGAGGCGUGCAGAGACCUGGGAACAGUUCACCCUACUGAAAGAGCUGGUCCAAACUCCUGUUCCCAGUAUCUUCACCACUGUAGGUGAAGGGAUGUCAUCAGUAAGAUCAAUGGAAGCAGCAGGAAAUAAACUAGUCCAGAUGUGCUGUAUUUGAUGGGGUGGCUGUCCAGAAGGGGUAAUCCCACCUUAGGGCGGACUGCAGGUGGGAUUCCCAUCUCUUCAAUGGAGACCCUGGGCAAAAGCUUUAAUUUCUAAGGAGAUGUUGAAAACUGGUUUUUAGCUCACAGGCUACUUCAGUAAUAUAACUUAAGCUGAAGCCUACCUGGAAGCACAGCAGAAAACUGCCAACUAAAUGUCUUUCUGGGGUUUAUCAGGGUUGGUUGGUCGUGUGGUUUUGUUUUUGUGGUUUUUUUUUUGUUUUUUUUCCCCUCUUAUGUGCAUGGGGCGAUUUAUGUUAGCAGCAAGGACAGUGUCGAAAGGCACACCCCCAUCUUUGUUUGGAUGUAGCUGGCAAGACCACAGCACCCUCAGCUUCUGGUGCAACCCCUGCUCUCAGAGACCCCAUCUUCUGCUGAGUCUCUAACUUUGCUUGUCCUCUCUCCCUCUGCAAAGCAGGGAGAACCCUAUUAGCUACCUCACAGGGGUAUUGUGAGGAGUCGAGCGGUGCAUCAUUAUUUGUAUUUUGAGACAUCGCAGGUCCUUUCUAGGACAACAGUGCUUGAAUGGGUUUUAGUUGUGGUGGGGUGUUUGUUUUUUUUGUGUGUGGUUUUUUUGUUGGUUUGCGUCAUCUGUGUUGUCGUCCAUUCCCCCCCCCCCCCCCCCCCCCCCCCCCCCCCGUAACAAUGCCACAGUUAAACCUAUUGGUGUGUUAAAAUACAGUAUUUCAGGAGGCCACAUAUCGAUUGCCUUUUGCUAGCAGCCCACUGGCCUUUGGAGCUUGCCGAGAAGCAUUUGAGGGCUGGUGGUCACCUCUUGGCUUAGUUUCUGUAGCUUGGGGGUUUGUCCUCUCCUUGAAGCACACACAAGACUCCUGCUACCAUGGCUGAGCAUUUGGCUAAUGCAUGCAAGAGCUAAGACCUCUUUCCCUUCAUUUUGGGCACACAGCCUAAACAGUGUUGCAUGUGCACUGGGGUUCCUCACCCAGUAUGUGUCCAGGAUAUUUUGCAGUAUUCACAUAUGAAAAGGUGGUUUGCUCUGAGGCCCUUGCUGUGCCACCUAAGCAGCUCCUCUUCAACAUUCAGCCCCUGAAAGCUGGCAGAUUUGGUAAGAGUUCCUGGGGCAAGUAGCCUGAGCUGUAGGAGCCAGGACCAUGGCUUCCUUUUCUUGGAGUGAUGCUCUCACUUCAGCACAUCAGCACCUAAUCUAUUGGGCGCUGACCAAUCCCUUCUCCUUCCCUGCCUGUUGCUGCAGAUGGUGUGGCCACGGCAGGUCUGUGGCAGCAGGGGUGGGCAGAACAUGGCCCAGCCUCAGCUCUUUGCUUGGAAUAGGAAGGGAAGGAGAAGGGUGAGGGUGGCAAAUAACUGGCCCAAGCCCCUUGCACCCCUGCCCCAGCCUUCCACAAGGGCCUCAGCUGUGUAGCCCUCUCACCAUGAGGAAACUCAGGAAAGCAUCUCCCCCCAUCCUUGCCCUUGCAGCCCUGGGACAGCUCUUGCCUUGCUGUUCUCCAUGUAGUUUUAAAGACCAAUGACGGGGGGGGGGUGGGGGGGUGGGGUGUGUUUGGGUUGUUGUUUUGAGUCUGUAAUUGAGCACUUUGAGUGUCUGUGGCACCAGCAGGAGCCAUGGGGACCAGGGCUAGGGCCUGGCUCCAGUGUGGGACGACAGUCAAGGUCAGGGUCUCUCGCCAUGCACUUUGAGACCCUGGCUACCAUCUGCUUUUCUUUUUAAUUGCUCUUCUUGUUUACAGCGUGGAACGCUUCCUCCAUGAAUCUUUCUAAUGUAUUAUAAUUAUUACUUUAAAAGAAAAACAUUUUGAUGUCUGUGCUUUUUUUGUGGGGUGUUGUAGGAAAUUUUUUUUAAAAAUAAGUCAAUUAUUCCUUUUUAUGCUGAUCCAAACAGACUGUCCAGCGUAUUUGAUGCUGUAUUUUACAUAGUUGUAAUGAUAAUAGUUAAAGAAGUUUAGCAUAAAAUCAGACUCCACAAUGUUUCUUAUGGCAACAGAUGCCGCAGCAAGACCGGCUCCCUUCUGCUGGCUUUUAGCUUGGUUCACUGGGUGUGCUUCAGCUGUGGAGGGUCCAACCCAUCCAUCUCUGCCUUCCUCCCUGUUUUUCCACUGUGCUUAAAUCCAGGCACCCCCAGCAGCAUUGGAGAGAAAACUGCUGCUUUCUCUGUACCGCUGUCCUCUCCCUGCUCGCUGAGCCAAGGGCAGCAUCCUGCACCCAGCCCCUGCACAUCCCUUCUGACACACAGCUGGUGGCCAGCAGUCCCACUGCAGCUUUCUUUUUGUCUGAAAUUUUGGGUUUGGAGUUUGUUUUCCUGGCAGGCAGCACUGGGAGGGUUGGACAGGAAGGGGAGCAGGUGGGCACAGCUCCUUGUACUGUGGGUGAGUGAGUGGGUGCAACUCACUGUGACGCUACGUGAGUCAGGACUGAGUCAUGCUUACACCAGUCACUGGGAGCAUAAGGUGGUGCCAUUCACAGCUGAAAAUGGAUUUUAAAAGCUGUGUGUGAGCAGCACCUGUGACACACCCCAAAUUUUGCAGCUAGUGCUUCCUGUGCUGAGAUGGCCGCAGUAUUGGUGGCUUUGGGGUGUUAAAUUUGGGCAGUUUUCCCCUAUGAGAAAGCUGCCAUUUGGUAGUUAAACAAAGUGGUUAUGGUAAACAUAGGAUCAUCUUUCUGUACCAGAGCAGCACAGAGGGCUCAAAGACUGACAGCAAAAUGGAGGAGCCACAAUUAGCUAAACACCACCCCAGGAUUUAAGGGCAAUGCAAGAAAUGUGGCAUCCCUGUGCGUCACCUGGUGGGUGCUGUAGGCUGGUAUUUCUGCUUCUAACAGUGCUCUGUCUCACUUAAGAGGUUAAACAAGACCAAAAAAAGCUCCUACCUUGUUCUCCAGUGUCCUUAAGUUAGCUCAUUUAUAUUAACUGGUUAAAACCUGGUCUGCAACCUGUGAAAGAAAAAGCCAGCACCACUAAGCACCACAGUGGAGCAGCAGUGCAGUGAGGAUGCAGCUCUCAGCAUAUCUGCUGUAUCAUUUCAUGCUGAAUGCCAGCCCAGGGAUGCUCCACUGUAAGCCCGGUGGGACAUCCCUGGCUUGGAGUGAAGCAAACCUUGUCCCUCCUGUGUUUCCAGGUGCCUGCAAGCAGCCCAGUUGCACAAUCUGCUUUGUGUCACUUCCCAGCCAACAGCCCCUAUGAACCUGUUGGCUUUUAGGUAGCACAAAGGAAGCAGCUGGUUGGGACCAGGUUUGAAUGGCUGUGGCAUAACAUAACAGGCACCACAGGGCUUAGGAUAUGGCAUUUAUCCAGCUGCUGGGACAGCUUCAGCUCCAUGCUGCCAUGGAGCGAGCAGAAGUGUCCAGAAGGGCAGGGUUUCCCUCAGGGAAGGUGAGUCAUGCUGGGUUUGAGGGAUGU
Messenger RNA from Phalacrocorax carbo (great cormorant), 7805 nucleotides. NCBI's taxonomy places the organism in Eukaryota, Metazoa, Chordata, Aves, Suliformes, Phalacrocoracidae. The record is from RefSeq and is a predicted model, not a curated record.